AGGGUGUGGGGGAUCCAGCGAGGACUUUAAUACAGUCUCGGACUUUUAUUAUUAUUAUUAUUAGUAUAAUUUUUAGGGAAGUUGCUUCGUGAAGGGUGAUGACUUGAUGUCGGAGACGUUGUAUGCCCCAGUGGCGGGUUUGAUUCAGCAAGGAACAGAUAACUUUCACACAAAUUGACCGACACAAUGUGCUCAAUGAACCAUCCAGGUAACUGGGUCACAUUCGAAGAUGAAGUCACCCCCCAGUCCUCACCGCAGAAAAGCCUGCAGACUCCUUCACCAAGUUCUGGGUCAAUACCUCGACCGAAUGGCUUGAAAUUGGUGCUGCCUCCUUUGGGCAGUUCUGCGAGGAGGUUAUCCAGUCCACUGGAAUCUCCCCAUAUGCACUUUAGCUACAAUGGGAGCUCAUGUGUGCCCAGCAACACUCCAAUGUGCACUCCAGUAAGGGAAACACCGACAGGUCCGUCUCCCUUUAACCUCGACCCACUAAGACCACCUAACGUCAUUAGGAGUUUCUCCAACACCUCGGCGAACGUUUCUUCUCCUGAUAGACGCUUAUCUUCCGAGGCUUCUGCUUGCUUCCCAGCGUUCCAAGACGAUCCUGGUCAGGUUAACUUAUUUUUGGGUGAAAACAAGCACAAACGAGAUUCUGGCAGUUCUUCGUCAGACUCAGAGCCUGGCUCAAGCUUGCCUCGUUUUUUUAUCCGAAACAAGGAUGGUUACGAGCCACCACGGGACCAACUACAAAAUUCCUACUCGUACAUCUGCCAUAAGCUAGAGCGGUUAAAGGCAAAGGAGGACGAAGACCAAGAGAGAGAAGAAAGAAAUUCGGAUAUAGUAAAACUAAAGGAUGUUGAUGAACAGAAAGGUUCUUCUUCCUUUGUUCCACAGGGACUGUUCCUCAGCCAGAGGAGGCAUGGCUGGCCGUUAAUGCUAAGGAUCCCAGAGAAAAAGAACCGUAUGUCAUCCCGUCAAUGGGGCCCUAUAUACUUACAGUUGCUCCCAGGAGCCCUCCUCCAAAUGUAUUAUGAAAAAGGCUUAGAGAAACCAUUUAAAGAGUUCCAGCUUACUUCCAGUUGCUAUCUUUCAGGCCCCAAACUGGAAAGUUAUGGUGAACCGCGAAAAAUCGCCACUUUGAAAAUAGAACAUGUGUCAUACGUUGAACGAAAGCGCUACCACCCCAAACCUGAGGUGACGCAUGAAGCCGAAGUGGAGCAGCUGCUGAAGUUCGGCACAACCGAGUAUGGAGACAUGGAGGACUUGCUGGUGUCCCUUGAGGAGGAACUGAUGAGAUUACCUGGUCCCUUCAAGCAACCAAAACAUUAUGAGGAUCAAGAGAUGUCCUUGCAGAUUGCAGACCAUAUCUGGAUGCGUGUAGAUAAGGAUGGAGCCACUCUGGAGCGUGCAGCCAUCACACGGCUCCAUUGCUUGGCCUUCAUAAACGGCGCAGCGGAAUGUUUCCUGGCACUGAAUGACCUCGGACUUUUGAGUAAAGACUCUAAUUACGGCUCUGAAGAGGACGAAGCGUGGAUGGAGAUCGCUGACUACUGGUUUCACAAGUGUGUAAGAGAGGCUGAAUUCGAAGACACUAGGUUGAUUAAGUUCUCGCCACCGGACGCCUGCAGGGUGGAACUCGGGCGCUACAGGGCGGCAUCACUAAACUGUGGAGACUUGCCCUUCUCAGUCAGGGCUACAGUCACCGUUCAAGGUGCCUACCUGGAGCUACAAGCCUUUCUGAAUAUGCAGUCGUCCUUCCCUACGGUCGGGGCAGAAACUCUUUGUGAAAACGUGCUUAUUCAGAUUCCGCUUCCUGGGGAUUGGGUCAAAGUGCCUCGCACAAUCUCGCUGCUCUGGCAGAAAUCUAUUAAGGCCCGCAUGAACAGAAACGCCUGUCUGGGCUCAGUGAACGUCACAGAUUCUCAUCCUGUCAUGCAGGUGACUGUUGGCACUGUCAAAUAUGAGAACGUGUAUGGAGCUAUUGUUUGGAGAAUUGACAAGCUUCCUGCUAAGAACAUGGCUGCAGACCAUCCCCAUUGCUUCUCCUGUAAGCUGGAGUUGGCAUCAGACCAAGAGAUCCCCACUGACUGGUUCCCAUUCAUCACCAUGGAGUGUGAGGUGGCAGAUACGGUCGUUUCUCAAACCAGGGUGAAGUCUUUGGGAACAGAAAGUGACAUUCAGCCUCAGAAACACAUCAGCUACAGGGCCUUCUAUCGUUGCCAGGUGGAAAUUGAAAAAAAGCUAAUCGAGCCCCAAUCGCAGAAACUAUCAAGUUGCGCAACACAAUGAUAAAAAAAAGAAAAGGAUUUGUUUCAGAGGAAUAAAAACACUUGCAUACUCGCAGUUAUGAAUAAUCAGCAUGCACGUACAACAGGCACAUGGAACGGUCCUAGACUAUUUUGUCCUCCGCAAGUUAAGAUCAGCACACAUAGCUCUACAAUAUAAGACAAGUAUAUGUAUUUAUAUUAACCAUUAAAUUAAUAAAUACAAUUUGUAAUGCUCUGCCAGAAUAAACGACUGUUAAAAACCUGUCUUUGCACUUUAGCCCAUUAUACAUUGCAGGAUUUCAGAGGGAUGAAAUGCAUAUUAAGCCCUUUUAAGAUUAUCUAAUGAAAUGACUUGUGUAGCUGAUGUACUGUAAGCGAUAAAUAACAAAAUAAGGCAUAUAUAAAGUAUAUGCUACCUCCUGAGGUUUGUGAUUUUCCCCAGGAAUUUUAGAAAGAUUGUAUUGCUAAAAUGUACUACGGCAUUAUUAUAAUGUUAUUUUCUAAUAAACGGCUACAUUGCUAACAAUAAUUUUUUAAUUAGUAGGAUUGAUUUGUUAUUAUGCUUCCUCUAGUGCUGCAACACUGCAGGAUGUUACCCCUUCAUAAAAACAAUUACAUAUGUAUAACAGGCUUUUUUGUUGUUGUUGUCGUUGUAUUCACAACAUUGAAAUUUAUUUCAUUUUAGAAAUUAAUAAAGAGAAACUUUUAUUGUUCACACUUA
Molecule: messenger RNA, 2985 nt
Organism: Clarias gariepinus (North African catfish)
Lineage: Eukaryota; Metazoa; Chordata; Actinopteri; Siluriformes; Clariidae
Product: stonin-1
Exons: 4
Coding region: 187-2286 (699 amino acids)
Biological process (GO): regulation of endocytosis; clathrin-dependent endocytosis; synaptic vesicle endocytosis
Cellular component (GO): synaptic vesicle; AP-2 adaptor complex
Molecular function (GO): clathrin-cargo adaptor activity
Source: RefSeq, a predicted model, not a curated record